AAGAGAAGAAAAAAACAAUCGUUAUUUCUCGUUGUAUUCUCUUCGAUGAUGACAUGAAAACCGUGAGAAGGUGCCAGAGAUUCUGUGGCAAUGCUGCCAUCCAUUUUAGGAAAUUAACAGUUCUUGCUGAGUCCGAACCAGAUUUCUUAGAAUCGAAACAAGUUCUUCAUGCGGAUGCGGAUAAGGAUGCUACUCGUGUUUCAAAUCUGCACUAUCUUGUGCAGUUAUAUGCUAAAAUAAGAUCAUCCAUGGCAGGAAGGGCAUGCCAUGCUUAUGCUAUUCGUAUUGGAUUGGAAUUCGACGUUUUAACUUCAAAUAUGAUCAUUAACAUGUACUCCAAAUGUGGUUUAGUUGAUGAUGCUCGCCAAGUGUUCGAUGAAAUGCCGGUGAGAAGCUUGGUUUCGUGGAACACAAUUAUUGGAGCACUUACCCAGAAUGCAGAGAAUCAAGAACCUCUCUUACUUUUUAUUCAAAUGCAAAGAGACGGAACCCCUUUCAAUGAGUUUACCAUUUCCAGUGUUGUAUGCGCAUGUGCCUUGAAUUGUGCCACUCUCGAAUGCAUGCAACUGCAUGCUUUUUCAAUUAAGGCUGCCGUAGAUUCAAAUUGUUUUGUUGGAACUGCUUUAGUUGAUGUCUAUGCCAAGUGCUCUUCAAUUGAAGACGCAAGCCGAGUGUUUGAGAGUAUGCCCGAAACUAAUGCUGUUACGUGGAGUUCAAUGUUAGCAGGAUAUGUUAAAAAUGGUUUAUUUGAGGAAGCCUUGCUGCUUUUUCGUAAUGCUCAGCUUAUCGGUUUUGAUAAGGACCCAUUUAUGGUUUCUUCUGCUAUCUGUGCUUGUGCAGGUAUGGCAACUUUGAUUGAAGGAAAACAAGUGCAUGCUAUCUCAUGGAAAUCUGGAUUUGGUUCAAACGUAUAUGUUGCUUCCUCCCUUGUAGACAUGUAUGCUAAAUGCGGCUGCAUAAGGGAAGCUUCCCUUGUGUUUCAAGGAGUGGAGCUGAGAAGUAAGGUUUUAUGGAAUGCCAUGAUUUCAGGGUUUGCUAAGCAUGCUUGUGCACUAGAGGCCCGGAUCAUAUUCGAAAAAAUGCAGCAGAGAGGGUUACUUCCUGAUGAAGUUUCUUACGUAUCUGUAUUAAACGCAUGUAGCCAUAUAGGAUUGGUUCACAACGCAUAUGACUUGAUUCAGAGAAUGCCAUUUGAAGCAACUGCUUCUAUGUGGGGUUCACUCUUAGCCUCAUGUAGAAAUUAUGGCAAUAUUGAGUUUGCUGAGAUUGCAGCCAAGCAUCUAUUUGAAAUGGAACCUAGCAAUGCCGGAAACCAUGUCUUGCUAGCAAACAUCUAUGCAACAAAUAAAAAGUGGGAGGAAGUUGCCAGAGCAAGGAAGCUUCUGAGAGAGAGUGAUCUUCGAAAGGAGAGGGGUUCGAGCUGGAUUGAAAUAAAGAACAAGGUUCAUUCGUUCACCGUUGGUGAAAGAAACCAUCCACAAAUGAAUAUGAUUUAUGAUUAUUUGGAUAAUUUGGUAGAGGAGUUAAAGAAGCUAAAUUACAAGGUUGAUACCAACCAUGAUCUGCAUGAUGUAGAUGAGAACAGGAAACAGAUGCUUUUGAAGCAUCACAGUGAGAAACUUGCUGUUUCCUAUGGAUUGAUGUCUUUACCUAGUGAUAUAGAUAUACCAAUAAGGAUUAUGAAAAACCUAAGAAUUUGUGGCGAUUGCCACAAUUUUAUGAAACUUGUGUCUAAGUUUACUAGUAGGGAGAUCAUUGUUCGAGAUACAAACCGCUUUCACCACUUUAAAGAUGGCUGCUGUUCUUGUGGGGAGUUUUGGUGAACUUCUUCACUCAUGAGGAACCAGAACCAAUGUGUAGAAUCCAAGGUAUCCAAAAUGUCUGCCAUGUUAGGUAUUACACACAAAAUUGGUACCUAAAGAAAUCAAAUUGAAGCUUCCCAACAAUCAUUAAUACUAUCAUUAUAAUUCUUCUUCUCAGCACUUUCACCAGUACCAUGUUAUGGGUUCUCUAACUGCCUCAGAAGCUGAAGAGAUUGUGCAAAAUGAAGGAAACCUAGCUAUGGGGUUCUGCUGCAUUGCAUCGUCUUGUUAGUGAUGCUCAAGAGAUGGAGAAAAAGGGAACUUGUUGCGACGAAAGAAGAAAGCAGGAGAGCGACGACUACAAAUUGCAUUCUGAAAAUUUAAGAAUUCGGUGGGUACAUUUGCAAAAUCAUAAAUUCACGGGCUAAAAUGUGUUGCCUAAAAUUUAAAGGUCUUGAAUGAAAUUUUUUCAGUGUCUUUUUUUUUCCCGACUGUUUGUAAGUAAAACUCUCGACUCCAAAAGGGAGAUUAGGUCAACUCUUGGUGCUUCCAGGACUACAAAUCAAGAGAUCACAAGAAGUCACGCUCAAAAAAACUAAAACAGAAAUUAAUACAAAAAAAUACGCCGACACAACAUCAUAAACAACACAAAAGCAAAAAUCCUAACCAAAUUAAUA
This is a messenger RNA of Arachis ipaensis, 2479 nucleotides long. The record is from RefSeq and is a predicted model, not a curated record. Lineage: Eukaryota; Viridiplantae; Streptophyta; Magnoliopsida; Fabales; Fabaceae.